This is a messenger RNA of Puccinia graminis f. sp. tritici CRL 75-36-700-3, 771 nucleotides long. RefSeq lists its product as uncharacterized. The record is from RefSeq and is a predicted model, not a curated record. Lineage: Eukaryota; Fungi; Basidiomycota; Pucciniomycetes; Pucciniales; Pucciniaceae. The transcript has 3 exons. Bases 1 to 771 code for a protein of 256 amino acids.
AUGUCCGGAAUAUCCGACCCAGACUCACCCACCCGAGCAGAUGAACCAUCCAGUAAAUUUGAACCCCGCCAUCGUCACCAGGCAGAUCUAGUUAUCCAGGAGUUCAAGAGACUGCUGCAUAGAUAUGAUGGGGAUGCAUUCCCAGCUGACCUAUCCGAUGGAUCAAACUCUACUACCGAUAGUUCUCCAGCGGCCACCUGGUUAAAUAAUGAAGAAGUCGACGAGCAACAACUCAAUACGCUCUUAUUGUCACUAGAUGAAGAAGGCUUGCAGAAAGACCCGGGAACAAAACUAGAACUUAUCUUCGAGAUUCCCUCUAAAAUCGACCACACCUUUACUCAAAUCAAAUCUUCUAGCCAGCUCAUCUGUCCAGAACCAUUAUCAACUUCAAACCGAGCCGAAAAUCAAACACUGAAACAAUCUAAAUCAUACAGACUCGAUCAUUUGAGCAAGAAUUUCCACAAAAUGGCGCGUCAAAUAUGCAGAGUAUUCCAUAUGACAUGUGAACAAUUGGAAGGAAUGAGACUAGCAACGAGCGAUGAAUUUACUGAGGAUUAUGAACCGGAUCAUACGUUCAGAACGUUUUUUCUCGAGCAAGCCAGGACCCAAACAAGCAAUCUAAUCCAAUCCACCCUUGUCUUUUGCAAAGGAUCCAAACUAGAUUUGGCGCAAGAUCAAUGGAAAGAUAUGGUCCAACAAGCGCUGAAUUUAUGUCUUGAAGAAGCCAUCAGUGUGAACGCCAGAGCAGCCCGUUUGACGCGCAACUAUUGA